Molecule: messenger RNA, 4260 nt
Organism: Dicentrarchus labrax (European seabass)
Lineage: Eukaryota; Metazoa; Chordata; Actinopteri; Moronidae
Gene: kcnt2b
Product: potassium channel subfamily T member 2
Exons: 30
Coding region: 397-4140 (1247 amino acids)
Biological process (GO): potassium ion transport
Cellular component (GO): membrane
Molecular function (GO): intracellular sodium-activated potassium channel activity
Source: RefSeq, a predicted model, not a curated record
CACAUUUGCAGCCAGUGCGUCCAUGCGUAGCUCAGGCAGGGAGGAUGCUGGUGUUGAGAGAGGCAACCAGUUGCUCUCCAGCUGUCACAGUAAAAGUGGAGCCUCCCCUACGCACCGACGGAUGAACAUCCUCGACCUGUUGCCUCGGCGGGAAGAAAAGUAGAGCUGCGUUGUGACGGGCGCCAGAAAACGAAAUAAGUUGAUUUUUCUUUUUUUAAGGAGGGAGGUCGAAGACGAUGCCAUGAGGUGUAUCAAUGUGUUCGUUAUUAAUCUACGUUUUGAAUAGCAGAGGGAAGAGGAACGGAGUUGGUUUUUGGGGGUCUACCUCCUCGGUGUGGAGGUGCGAUUUGCGGUGAUAUCUGUCUCUGUAUCUGGGUUCUGAGGAGGAGGAGGACCAUGGUCGAACUGGAGAAGGAGGUGCUCCCGCUGCCCCCUCGGUACCGGUUCCGAGACCUGUUGCUCGGGGACUGGCAGACCGACGACAGGGUGCAGGUAGAGUUCUAUGUGAAUGAGAACACUUUCAAGGAGCGCCUCAAGCUGUUCUUCAUCAAAAACCAAAGAUCCAGUCUGCGAGUGCGAAUGUUUAACUUCGCUCUGAAAGUGCUGAGCUGCCUCCUCUACAUUGUCAGAGUCCUGUUGGACAACCCGCAAGAGGGAAGACAAGACUGCAUGAGCGGAGUGAACUGCACCAAACAAAACACAUCAUCCCGUCCCUGUAGUGAGUUUGACUGGAAGCUGAUCAUCUGGGUGGAUAGACCUCUACCGCUGUGGGGACUGCAGGUGCUUGUGGCUUUCAUCAGCUUUUCAGAAACUAUGUUGCUCGUGUAUCUCAGCUACAAGGGCAACGUUUGGGAGCAAGUAUUACGUGUCCCCUUCAUUCUGGAGAUGAUCAGCGCUGUUCCCUUCAUGAUCACUGUGAUUUUGCCCUCCUUCAGAAACCUCUUCAUUCCUGUAUUUCUCAAUUGCUGGCUGGCCAAACACGCUUUGGAGAACAUGAUAAAUGAUCUCCACAGGGCAAUCCAGCGGACGCAUUCAGCCAUGUUUAACCAAGUGGUGAUACUCAUCAGCACGCUGGUGUGUCUCAUGUUUACUUGCAUCUGCGGUAUCCAACACCUCGAACGAGCGGGGAACAACCUGACCCUGUUCGACUCUCUCUACUUCUGUGUGGUCACCUUUUCCACUGUGGGCUUUGGAGAUGUCACCCCCCAAAUCUGGCCCUCGCAACUCCUGGUGGUCAUCAUGAUCUUUGUGGCGCUCAUUGUGCUUCCCAUUCAGUUUGAGCAGCUGGCCUUUCUGUGGAUGGAGCGGCAGAAGUCCGGGGGGAACUACAGCCGCUACCGGGCACAGACGGAGAAACACGUGGUGCUGUGUGUCAGCUGUCUCAAGAUCGACCUCCUCAUGGACUUUCUCAAUGAGUUCUUUGCUCACCCCCGACUACAGGACUACUAUGUGGUGAUCCUUUGCCCAGCAGAGAUGGACGUCCAGGUUAGGAGGGUACUUCAUGUCCCCCUGUGGGCCCAGAGAGUCAUCUACCUGCAGGGUUCUGCCCUCAAAGACCAAGACCUGAUGAGGGCCAAGAUGGACGAUGCUGAGGCCUGCUUUAUCCUCAGUAACCGGUUUGAAGUGGACCGCAUUGCUGCUGAUCAUCAGACCAUCCUCCGAGCCUGGGCAGUGAAAGACUUUGCUCCAAAUUGCCCCCUCUACGUCCAGAUUCUCAAGCCAGAGAACAAGUUCCACGUCAAAUUUGCAGAUCAUGUGGUGUGUGAAGAAGAGUUUAAGUACGCCAUGCUGGCUUUAAACUGUGUGUGCCCCGGUACCUCGACACUCAUCACUCUAUUGAUCCACUCUUCCAGAGGACAAACGGCACCCCAGGAGGCCUUCAAGCAACGUGUAGGAGCUUUUCAAGCCCUCAACAGGGAGGGCGGUGCGUGUUCAGCAGACCAAUGGCACCGAACCUACCGGCGCUGCUCAGCUAAUGAGGUACAUCACAUCCGCCUGGAGGAAAGCAAAUUCUUUGGGGAAUACCAGGGCAAGAGUUUCACCUUUGCCUCCUUUCAUGCUCACAAAAAGUAUGGAGUAUGUCUGAUCGGAGUACGCAGAUUGGACACCACCAACAUCCUGCUGAACCCUGGUCCCUGCCACAUCAUGGGUGCCUCUGACACAUGCUUCUACAUCAAUAUCUCAAAAGAGGAGAACUCUGCAUUUGUCAGGGGCCAGAGGGAGCCAUCGUGGGGCGGCACUGGAGGAAAUGCCAGGGGAGUGCACCAAACCAUCUACCAUGGACUCACCCGCCUGCCAGUCCACAGUAUCAUUGCCAGCAUGGGCACAGUGGCCAUCGACCUGCAGGACUCCAGCGACAGCAGCCCAGAAGGCCAGGACCCGGGGAGCACUGGGCUGGGCAGCGGGAGAGGAAGCAGGAGCAGCUCCAGGACAGAGAUGGGUGGCGCUAACACUUUGGCCCUGCCUGCCAUGGGAGACUCAGCCGAGGAGAGGAGGCACAGCAUCGCCCCCGUUCUGGAGCUGGUGGACGGUGUCAACAACCCCACCUUUGACCUGCUGGGAGACCAGUCAGAGGACGAGGGAGGGGAAGAGGGAAAGGAGGACAGUGACAAAGAUGAGAGUGCACACUGGUGGGGUCGACACUGCGAGUGGGUGAAGGGAUACCCGCUGAACUCUCCAUACAUCGGCAGCUCACCUACGCUGUGCCACCUUCUUCAAGAAAAGAUGCCUUUCUGCUGCCUGCGCAUGGACAAGGCCUGUCAUCACACCCUUUUUGAGGAUGCUCGCUCCUACGGCUUCAAAAACAAAUUGAUCAUUGUGUCCGCUGAGAGUGCAGGGAAUGGUCUGUACAACUUCAUUGUGCCUCUACGGGCCUACUACCGACCCAGGAAGGAGCUCAACCCCAUUGUGCUGCUGUUGGAGGGCAUACCUGAAGCUGACUUCCUGGAGGCAAUCUGUUGGUUUCCUAUGGUGUUCUACACAGUGGGCUCCAUUGACAAUCUGGACAGUUUGCUGCGAUGUGGAGUGACUUUCGCAGACACCAUGGUGGUGGUUGACAAGGAAAGCUCCAUGAUUGCAGAGGAGGACUACAUGGCCGAUGCAAAAACGAUCGUCAAUGUCCAGACGCUCUUCAGACUGUUCCCAGCUCUUAGUAUCAUCACGGAGCUCACCCACCCAGCCAACAUGCGUUUUAUGCAGUUCAAAGUCAAAGACCACUACUCUCUGGCGCUCUCUAAACUGGAAAAGAAGGAAAGGGAGAAGGGGUCCAACCUGGUGUUUAUGUUCCGCCUGCCCUUCGCGGCAGGGAAGGUGUUCAGUGUCAGCAUGCUGGACACUCUCCUCUACCAGUCAUUUGUGAAGGACUACAUGAUCUCCAUUGCAAGGCUGCUGCUGGGUUUAGACUCCAUGCCUGGCUCAGGUUUCCUCUGUGCUAUGAAAAUCACAGAGGAUGACCUGUGGAUCCGCACGUACGGCAGGCUCUACCAGAAACUGUGCUCCUCCAAUGGAGACAUUCCCAUUGGCAUCUAUCGGACAGAGGCACAUAAGCUUCCAGUCUCUGAGUCCCAGGUUUCCAUCACAGUGGAAGACUACGAGGAUACCAGAGAACCCAGAGAGCCCCUGUUGUCCCGGACCGGUGCUCAUCGCAACUCCACCUCCUCGGAGCCCGUCUCCACCUCUUCCCACUCCUCGGACCACCCGCUGCUCAGGAGGAAGAGCAUGCAGUGGGCACGGCGGCUGAGCAGGAAGGGGGGUCGGAACUCUAGCGCAGCCAAGGGGGGUCCGGGCAGCGCGGCAGAGAGGAUCAGCCAGCAGAGACUGACACUGUUUCGGCGCUCGGAGAGGCAAGAACUCAACGCCCUGGUGCGAACGAGGAUGAAACACUUGGGCCUUUCUCCAACUGGAUUCACCUCACUCACCUCUAUUCUUCCUGUGUCAGAUGGGAUGACAGACCAAGGGAACAGACUGUCUUAUAUCCUCAUCAACCCUUCUCCAGACACCAGGCUGGAGCUGCACGAUGUUGUGUACCUGAUCAGACCAGAUCCCCUCUCUCUGGUACCCAAUCAGGGCAGCAACAGAAAGUGCAGCGGCGGCAUAUCAGAGAGUCACCGGUUCGAUACGCAGGACAGCACCCAUCUGUGAGAGACAAAAAAAAAGACAAAUAUACUGUCAAAACACUGCCAGAGAGAGGAGCAACAACAACACACUCACAAGAGAGAAUCAGAAAUCAAGAAAUUGUAAGACGGAAAGGGAUGCAGCGAA